Messenger RNA from Paramecium octaurelia, 1362 nucleotides. Lineage: Eukaryota; Ciliophora; Oligohymenophorea; Peniculida; Parameciidae. The record is from the annotation of a GenBank genome assembly.
AUGAUUGAAGAAAAUUUAAAAAAUAAAGUAGAAAACAUGUAAAGACUAAUCAAAGUUGAUUUAGAAUUGGUUGAAGAACUUUUGAAUGAACUACAUAAAUUAAAGUCAAAUAUUAUGUAAUAAGUUGAUGAAUUGAUCUCUACUUCGAGAGAGUGGAUCAAUAAUCUUAUUGAUUUUAAGUAACAUAAUUCAAAAUAUAGCUUCUUUGAUGAAUUAGAUACAAUAAUUAAUGGUACAAUAGAAAAUAGUAGUUAAGACUUAAUUAUUUAAUAAAUAACAACACUUAAUCAUUCACUUUGUAAGAAAAUUGAUUUGAAAAUAUUGGCUCUUAGGAAAUAAGAGUUAUACUCAUAAUGUGACAAAAUUCUAAUCAAUUUAAAUCUAAUCCAUAAUAUGAAAUUAAUUGAUAAUUCAAAUAAGUAAAACGAGAAUUGCUUUUCAAUUUCUUUUAAUUAAUCUGGGUCAAUCAUGAUAUCAGCCAAUAAUAGUGAUAUUAAUAUAUGGGAUUUUGAAAAAGGAAAAUUGAAUAAAAUUAAUAAAAUUAGUGGACAUACUCAAACGAUAUGUUGUCUUUAAUUUAGUCUUACUAGAAAUAGUUUUGUAUCUGCAGGUUUUGAUAAAUCUAUAAGAUGCUGGAAAUAGAUUAAUUAAAAAGAAUGGUAGAGUUCCUAACCCUAUUAGUAGCAUACUAAUUGUAUUGAUUGCUUAAUUUUUAAUUAAUCUGAAAAUUAGCUUGUUUCUGGAGGGCGAGAUAAUUAAAUAAAAGUUUGGAAAAUUGAUUUUGUUGAUAAUUAAUUAAAUUACCUUUAUUCUUUAGAGAAACAUUCAGGUUUUAUUUUUAGCUUAUGCUUUAAUUAAUCUGAAGAUACUUUGGUUUCUUGCGGGGGUGAGAAAUAAAUUAUAAUUUGGAAGAAAGACAGUGAACUAAAAUGGUAAUUUGGAUAUAUCGUUACAUAAUCAAUAAAAGAAGUUGGAUGCAGGUUAUGUUUUAUAAAUGAUUCCUAAUUUAUUUGGGUGACAGGAGAUUAAGUUAGUAAGGAUUGUAUUAGCUUUUUUGAAUUAAAAGAAUAAAGAUAUCAAGAGAAUUUAUAAAAGGAAGUAAAAUUAAUUCAAAAUGAUAAAUUAUCUGAUCUCACUUCAUUUCCAAUAUUUUAUGACAAAAAAAAGAAAUUGAUGAUUGUUAGGCACAAGCUUUAUGUUUACUUGAUCAAAAUAUCAAAUGAAGGCCAAUUAAAAUUAAUCACAUAGAUAAAAUAUGAAUCCAAUUCUAUCUAAGGAGCAUUAACUAAUGAUGGAAAGUAUUUAGUUACUUGGAAUAAGGAGGAACAGAAAUAUAAUACAUAUGAAUUAUAUAUUAAUUGA